Messenger RNA from Bradysia coprophila, 1028 nucleotides. Its product is annotated as myotrophin. Gene Ontology annotation, cellular component: cytoplasm; nucleus. Gene Ontology annotation, biological process: regulation of barbed-end actin filament capping. Gene Ontology annotation, molecular function: protein binding. The record is from RefSeq and is a predicted model, not a curated record. NCBI's taxonomy places the organism in Eukaryota, Metazoa, Arthropoda, Insecta, Diptera, Sciaridae.
GUGGUGGUGUUUUUUUUUGCAAAAGAAAUGUCAACGAAUUCCGUGCAGUGUGUGUCGCUUAUUUCGGUUCCCUGUUUGCAUUUGAUUAAAACAAAAGAAAUUUCCGAAAUAUUCGCGUGAAUCUGUGUAAAUUCAGCAGAUCGAUUGAUUUCAAAUCAUUUCCCGAAGUGAAGCAGUGACAAAACCAUUCCGUGUCGUUCCCCGCGAAUAAGGUUUCAUCAAACGCCGGCUAUCGAAAACAUUUUUCGAUUACAAAACAUUGCGAAAAGCAAAAAGUGCAAAAAGCUAAUUUGUUUGGGUGCACGAACGCGCUGUGUGUCUUAGUUUAGUUUUGGGUGCAUCUGGAAUAUCGGAAAAAAGCGACAAUAAAAUGGACAAAAGCAGCGAAGAAUUGCUGUGGGCAAUUAAGAACGGCGAAUUGAAUACCGUAAAGGAUGUCGUUGAGAAUCAGAACUUUGACGUCAACUAUGAGAUUGCUUCACGAUAUCCGUUACAUUAUGCAGCUGAUUAUGGACAGACGAACGUUCUGGAUUAUCUACUGACCAAAGGAGCUAACGUUGAUGCAGUCGAUAAGCAUGGCAUCACACCGAUACUGGCCGCCAUUUGGGAAGGACAUACGGCUUGCGUUCAAUUGUUGCUGGACAAAGGUGCAACGAAAAGUGGAAGUGCCCCAGACGGUACCAGCUACGUUGAUGCAGCCGAAAAGCCUGAGAUUAAAAAACUUUUAGCUUAAGAUGCGGACGUGAGUGGGGAAUUGGUCGUCGUCGUAUGUCAAAUGAGAAACAGUGUGUCGUAUCAGUAUUUCGGUCAAACAUCAACAAUUCCAUUAUGUGGCUACGUACACAACGGAAUGUUUUUACGUAAAUUUGUAAUUCUUAAGAAGCAAAAUUUUUGUUGUUUAUAAUUUAGAGACAAAAAAUGUUUAAUUUCCCGGCAAAGAAAAAAAUAUUUUGAGAAACAUAACGAUGUCAGCGAUGUAGUAGCUUCGAUUGGAUCGGCAAUAAAUUAUGUGGAAAUUUGAAAAGGGA